AUUUGAUAAAUGUACCAUCAUAAGUUUCGCGGCUUUAUAUUUUGAUAUGAAAUAUCAAGAAAUAAAUUGUGUCCUAAAACUCCAAAAGAGUGUAACCCCUCAGUAAUGGACUCGUAUUCUGAUGAAACAAGAUGGCUCCAAAGGGGAAAACAAGCCAACGUGAGGACUUGAAACAAGAAGAUAUCUUACAAGCUGUAGUAAUCGCUGACAGUUUCAAUGUUCGAUUUGGUCCCGUAACAGAAAGACGUCCACGGACGCUGCUACCGCUGGUGAAUGUUCCGCUGCUGGACUACACACUGGAGUUCCUGUACGCAGCAGGGGUCCAGGAGGUUUUCGUGUUCUGCUGCCAUCUGGCUGACCAGAUCAGGACACACAUCAAGAAUUCCAAAUGGAAUGAUAGUAGCUCGCCUAUGCAGGUCAGCCCAAUACUGUCUGAUGGAUGCAUGUCAGUGGGCGACGCUCUUCGAGAGAUCGACAGCAAGUCUCUUGUCAGGAGUGACUUCAUCCUCGUUUCAGGAGACAUCAUUGCUAACAUCAACCUGAAGAAAAUACUAGAAGAGCACAAGAAACGACGGGAAAAGGACAAGUCGAGUGUGAUGACACUGGUGUGCAAGAAGGCCCCGCCGGGACACCGUACACGCUGUAGCGAGGAUGAAAUCCUUGUUGCAGUGGAAAGUGACACUAACAGGGUUCUGCAUUAUCAAAAGGCGUACCAACAAAACAAGUUCCAUAUACCAGUGAGUGUGUUUGUGGAGCACACGGACGUAGAUGUGCGGUAUGACAUGCUAGAUUCCCAGGUGUGCAUCUGCACACCCCUCGUACCACAACUCUACACAGACAACUUUGACUACCAAUCUCGGGAUGACUUUGUCCGCGGAAUUCUCAUAAGUGAAGAGAUUCUGGGAAACACAAUUCACCUGGCUGUUGUUAGGGAUGAGUAUGCUGCUCGAAUUUCCAACCUGCAGAUGUAUGAUGCAGUCAGCCUUGACGUGAUGAAUCGCUGGACGUAUCCCCUGGUGCCUGAUGGCUACAUGACAUGCCUGGGCCGUGACGUCAUGUCGUACGGGCGACACAAUGUGUAUCUCAGUAAAGACAUCACAUUAGCCAGAGGCUGUGUCUUGGCCGAGAACGUUGUGAUUGGAAGCGGGACUUCAGUUGGGAAUAAUACAAACAUAAGCAACUCGGUUAUAGGAAAAAACUGUCAGAUAGGUGAGAAUGUAAAGAUAGCUGGCAGCUACCUGUGGGAUGGGGUGGUCGUGGAGGACAACUGUGUCAUCGAGACAGCCCUCCUCUGCAGCAAUGUCAGCGUCCACAAGGAAGUUACAAUCCAACCUGGAGCCGUCCUUGCGUGGGAGGUGAAAGUCGGACCCUCCGUGACUCUGCCAGCUGGUUGUCAGCUGAUCAGUAAGCCUCAGGUGGAUGAAUUUGCUGAUGAAGAGGAAACUCCCCCGGAGCCUGAUGUAACAACAGAGUUUGGAAGUCAGAGCAAAGCAUUUGUGUACCGAGCAAGCUGUGACUCGGAUGAUGAGGAUGAGGAUUUGGUCCAGGACAUGUGGGGGCUCACUGUCCACUCUGAGGAGGAGGACGACGACAUCAGCAGCAUCGACAGCGACGUCACGGACCAGGACGACAUUUCUCCCUCGGGCAGCCCGAUACCAGACGACGCUGGAAAUUUCUACUCCGAAGUGAUCGACACCCUGAUACGAGCCAAGGAAGAUAAUAUCAUCACAGAUAACAUUAUACUGGAGAUUAAUUCUCUGAAACAUGCCUACAACAUUGCCAUCAAUGAAGUGCACCAGCUGGUGAUGAAGGCACUGCUGUCCCUGCCCCUACAGGACACCAAGGCUGCGGAGGUCACCCAGGUGAUGAAGAUACUCAGACCGUAUUUGUCAAAACACAGUGCCCUUAUCAAAAACUACAUCAAAAGUGCCGAGGCUCAGUUUGACUGUUUACAAGCUAUUGAGGAGCUGAGCGAGUCUAACAGUGCAGUGUCGUGUGCCGUGAUGAAGCUUUUGCACUUCCUGUACGACCAGGAGAUCCUAGACGAACAGGCCAUCAUCAAGUGGCACGCUGCUGACCCCGAACCUGACGCUGAUCUUGAUGCUCACAAGGACAUCAGGAAGAAGGUUGCCCCGCUCAUCACAUGGCUUAAGGAGGCAGAGGAAGAAUCAUCAGAAGAAGACUGAACAGCUCAGCAGAACAAUGGCUGACCUCCAUGUACAGUGUCACUGUGUGGCUUGACGACCAGUGGUCAAGUCUGAUGACAGAGCCUUUGUCUCGGACAGAUAUCAAUACCAAUAUUUCUCAACACCUCCUGUGAUAAUAAAUCCUGUCAUGUA
Molecule: messenger RNA, 2339 nt
Organism: Haliotis rufescens (red abalone)
Lineage: Eukaryota; Metazoa; Mollusca; Gastropoda; Lepetellida; Haliotidae
Product: translation initiation factor eIF-2B subunit epsilon-like
Exons: 16
Coding region: 132-2186 (684 amino acids)
Biological process (GO): biosynthetic process
Cellular component (GO): eukaryotic translation initiation factor 2B complex
Molecular function (GO): guanyl-nucleotide exchange factor activity; translation initiation factor binding; translation initiation factor activity
Source: RefSeq, a predicted model, not a curated record